AUGGCAAUGGCCGUCGACUCUCGCCAGCAACACCAUCAGUUCAGCCCAAUGGGCUACGAUGCGAUGAGGUAUCCCCAAGCUCCGCAGUUCACGAAUCCUUGGGUGUCUGGGCCGGCACCUCAAAGCCAGAUGUACGCGACCUCCAUGCCACAGUCCUCUGCUGCUGGUGAUGCGCGAUACGUCCAGGCACCCACUGUUUCGGCUGCUUAUGCUGGUGGACUACCCGCGACAUCUGUCUCUUCAGGUAUUCCUCAAAUGGAUCCAGCACUCUUCGAACAGUCCGGCUUACAGUUAGCUCAAGAUAUGAGCGCACCUAGGCCGUAUGGUUCAUCGUACACCUCUGCAGGACCAGCUGCUUCAACCUAUGCUCCUACAUCGGCUCCUCAAUACGUGCCUGCCUAUGGAUAUCAGCCCGACAGGCGAUCAUCUCACCCGUCAGUAGCCUCCGCCACGUUCCAAGGUGACCCAGUAGAGGUCCAACGCUUCCGCCAAAGCUCAUUGGUUGACUUCAAUAACAGAAUCGUGCACGCAUCAGAAGCCGAGCGACAAAGCUUCAGUGAUGCUCUGGAUGCUAGCCGUGGCAUGGUUGCCAUGAGCCAGUCAGACAUUACUCCAAGAAAUAUCUAUGGCUCCUCCAGCUCAGGACGCACAUCGACAGAUUCAUAUGGCUUCCCAUCGCACUCGUCGCACUCGUCCAUCUCUUCUGCAAGCACCUAUCCAAGCUAUUACAACAGCUCGGUGAGCGAAGCAUCCGUUGGCGACUACAGCUCCGCUGGCGAAUCGGUCGACAUGCCAUCGCGAACACUCCCACGACCAGGAGCACUGAUUGGCGGCGCAAUGCCACCUGCACCACAGUCCAUGAUGGGUCAAUUCAGCUCCAAGGUCUCGUCAAGUUCACAGAAGAAGCACAAGUGCAAGAUCUGCGACAAGCGCUUCACACGACCAAGCUCGCUGCAGACACACAUGUACAGCCACACAGGCGAAAAGCCAUUUGCCUGCGACGUUGAGGGCUGUGGGCGACAUUUUUCUGUAGUCUCGAAUUUGCGCAGACACCGCAAAGUCCACAAAGGCGAGGGCCACGAUCCCACAUCACCAGAGGAUGAUGAAUGA
Messenger RNA from Fulvia fulva, 1110 nucleotides. Its product is annotated as Zinc finger protein. Gene Ontology annotation, biological process: regulation of transcription by RNA polymerase II. Bases 1 to 1110 code for a protein of 369 amino acids. Gene Ontology annotation, cellular component: nucleus. Gene Ontology annotation, molecular function: RNA polymerase II cis-regulatory region sequence-specific DNA binding; DNA-binding transcription factor activity, RNA polymerase II-specific. NCBI's taxonomy places the organism in Eukaryota, Fungi, Ascomycota, Dothideomycetes, Mycosphaerellales, Mycosphaerellaceae. The transcript has 2 exons. The record is from RefSeq and is a predicted model, not a curated record.